Messenger RNA from Vitis vinifera (wine grape), 953 nucleotides. Its product is annotated as pollen-specific protein C13. Lineage: Eukaryota; Viridiplantae; Streptophyta; Magnoliopsida; Vitales; Vitaceae. The coding region runs from base 293 to 772 and encodes 159 amino acids. The record is from RefSeq and is a predicted model, not a curated record. The transcript is spliced from 2 exons.
GAACAAAACCCCCCAAAAUCACUUUAAAAAGAAUGGCAUGGACGUAAUUAACCAGGAUAAUCAAUACUCGCCCAACGGAAAGCACGAUAGCAAAAGACGUUAACAACCCUGCACAUUGUAGGUGAAAUGACCACAACACCACUAAUCCAUUACGUGGCGCGCCGUCAGCGAGUGUGCCGCUAGAUCGCUCACGACGCUCAGAAAGAGCCGCUUUAUUCCAUCCUUCACUUAUCUUCAGUGACUGGAGGGUAGAGCAGAGUGUACAAUCUUCUCUUCAAUCUCACUGUGAAGCAUGGGGAGACUAAUGCUCUUGGUAGCGCUCUGUGUGCUCCCGGCGCUAGUUAGCGCGGGCCGCCCGGUUUCGCAGCCGUUCGUGCUACAAGGUCGGGUCUACUGCGACACCUGCCGUGCCGGUUUCGAGACCUCCGCCACCACCUACAUUGCCGGUGCCAAGGUCAGAGUGGAAUGCAAGGACAGGAACUCAAUGCAACUACUAUACAGCAUUGAGGGGAUAACAGACUCAACAGGAACUUACAAGAUCAUGGUCACAGAAGACCGUGAGGAUCAGCUUUGUGAUGCUGUGCUUGUUAGCAGCCCCCAGAGUGAUUGUGCAUCAGUUGACCCAGGACGUGACCGUGCUGCUGUGAUCCUCACCCGUUACAAUGGGAUUGUGUCAGACAACCGCUACGCCAAUUCAAUGGGCUUCUUGAAGGAUCACCCAAUGUCUGAGUGCACCCAACUUCUCCAGCAAUACCAGGAAUUUGAAGAUUAGAGUAUGUUUUUUAGUUCUUGUUGUGGGUCUGAUCGAUUAGGCUUGCCGGACCAUUUCUUUUACCUGUCAUAGAUAUAUGUAUGGUUUUAUCAAGUUAUCUUGUGUUUGGAUGACUCUGGUGGUGUUCCUUUGCUGAAGGACCCCGUUAAAAUUAUAUUACUUGCUGUCACUUUUGGCACUA